AUGACCAAAUACAAAAGAAUGCGCUUAGCAGGGUCACUACUUUGUGGCCAACCGACCAACAUGACCCCACAAUCAACAGCAGCAUUCGAGACCGAGAACCCUGAGAACGAUGCGAUAGAAUUCUCUUCGGAUUCAGAUGGAGAGCCCAUGCUUGAGAAAUGGCACGAUGUGGUUAAAGCGAUAGAGACGACAACUCGUGAGGCCUUCUUUGACAGUCCCUCAUUCGACUCCUCUCGGGUCGACUUCAAGUCUUAUUGGCACAGGGUGUUUGCUGGUCUUCAGGAUUCCCUCGCAUCAAACCCCAAUAUUCCCGAAUUCCUAACAGCUCCGCCUGUUAAAAAGUUCACCAUUACACUCUUCGAUGAGCCUGGGGUCGGAGGCUGCCCGUGUUGUCUUCCUGAUGUCACUCCCAAUAUUUCUCUUGAGAACAACGAUGGAGUGACCAAGGGUGACUUGAUAAAUGCUUUCAAGGAAUACAUGUAUGGCAGUGGUUCACCAGAGAUCCAUGCUGCAUACGAUACGAAGCCAUCAAAAGGCGAGAUAGGAGGGUUGGUGUAUUCUUCCGAUUGGAUGAGCUGCGGGUAUGAUGGACAAGAGGGAGAAAAGGCAGUAUUUCGUGAGGAAGAACCGAACAUUGUCCUGUAUUGUUGCGGGAGCGAAAGGUUCAAAGAGAAAAUCGAGGUUGGAGAGCAAACCGAAGGGGUUGAACAACAGACGGAGAAAUAG
Molecule: messenger RNA, 726 nt
Organism: Ilyonectria robusta
Lineage: Eukaryota; Fungi; Ascomycota; Sordariomycetes; Hypocreales; Nectriaceae
Exons: 2
Coding region: 1-726 (241 amino acids)
Source: RefSeq, a predicted model, not a curated record